This is a messenger RNA of Aplosporella prunicola CBS 121167, 1857 nucleotides long. Its product is annotated as glycosyltransferase family 8 protein. The transcript has 6 exons. NCBI's taxonomy places the organism in Eukaryota, Fungi, Ascomycota, Dothideomycetes, Botryosphaeriales, Aplosporellaceae. Gene Ontology annotation, cellular component: cytoplasm. The record is from RefSeq and is a predicted model, not a curated record. Gene Ontology annotation, molecular function: glycosyltransferase activity. Bases 1 to 1857 code for a protein of 618 amino acids.
AUGGCCGAAGACGCGUAUUGCACGCUCGUUAUGAGCGAUUCCUACCUGCCCGGUGCCUCCGUACUCGCCCAUUCUCUACGAGAUGCCGGUACGACGAAAAAGCUCGCCGCUCUCAUCACCCUCGACACGCUGUCUGCCGACACCAUCACAGAGCUCAAGGAACUCUACGACCACCUGAUACCUGUCCAGCGCAUUGGGAACCCGCACCCUGGUAACCUAUAUCUCAUGGACCGAGGCGAUCUCGCAUACACCUUCACAAAGAUAGCUCUCUGGAAACAGAUACAAUUCCGCAAAAUCGUAUAUAUCGAUGCAGAUGUUGUCGCCCUUCGGGCACCAGACGAGCUUUUCGCCAUCGAAGCCCCCUUUGCUGCUGCUCCGGAUGUGGGUUGGCCAGAUGCUUUCAACAGUGGCGUGAUGGUUCUCAGUCCAAACAUGGGGGACUUUUGGGCACUCCAGACUCUAGCGUCGAGCGGCGAUAGCUUUGAUGGAGCAGACCAGGGUCUACUCAACCAGUACUACGAGCACAGGAAUUGGCACAGGAUCAGCUUUGCAUACAACUGCACGCCCAAUGCACAGUAUCAGUGGGAGCCAGCGUACAAGUACUACAAAAGCAACAUCAGCAUGGUGCAUUUCAUUGGCCGGAACAAGCCGUGGAGCAGAGACAACAGGCCUAGCGGUGGUGCAGGAGUCUACAACGAGUUGCUGGCGAAAUGGUGGGCCGUCUAUGAUAGGCACCUCAAGGCCAAGGUAAGGCAGUGCUACGGAGCUCUACAACACGUGGAAAGUAAGCCUGGGAGGGCUAGCCAUGGCACGGGAAUACCGCACAUGACAACAUCCACAACAACUGAAACCCCUUUGACCGAUCCAGCCGAGCCUGCACAGAACACUGGCCAAGACAUUGCUAAGACGGCGCCAAUGACGCCCACAAGGAAGUUCUCUGCCCCACAAAUGGAAUGGGACGCUACGCGAUCUGCACCUCCAUCGGAGUCCCGCCCCGAAGCUUCCAACUUCCCCUCAGAGACAUAUACCUUCAGUGAGUCCAAGGAGCUUUUCCAAGCUCCUGUUGUCUACCCCGAACCACCCAAAGACAUGUGGUACGAAGUGCCGAAAACAAAACCCAAAGUAUCCGAAGAGCCUAAACCCAUAUUCCCAUGGGAGACGGAGCGCCCCAAGGCUAGGCCCACACGUGUGUUCGCGGAAGAUGCACCGCAGCCAAAACUCGAGCCACAGAUUACCCCAGAACCUCUUGCAGUUUCCCAGAAAGAAGAACCGAUCUCUCAAGCUUCCACUGCAACUACACCGCCAGAGGAUCCCUGGCAAUCCUUCGGUCAAAGCAAAAAUGCAUGGGACAGCGUUCCGGGCAUUGAACGCUACGUCCGCGCCGUGCUUGGUGCGCAAACGAAGAAGGCUAGGCCGAGUAGCCUGUCUCUCGAAAGCAUCUCGCAAUCUUCUGAUAUUUUGUCGCCCACCGGCGAAGGCGACAAGGGCAAGGAACGUCACGAGAGCUUAAUCUUGACAGACUUUCCUACUGCCGUCGAACGACCUAGCCUUCCGGUAACACCGGCCCCGAUUCGCCGGCCUACAUUUUGGGGAGAAGAGAAGAGUGAGAAGAGCCAGCUUCCGUCCGCCGAGGGCGUGCCGGAUCAGGCCGAAUGGGUAUGUCCCCACUGUGGUUAUUCUUCCAACGACGUUGAGUGUUUCCGCCGCGAACGUCGUCGUUCACCAUCUCCACUGCAGUCAGAGGUUUCGCGCCUCUCGGCUGCCAGCACUGCCGCGGACAGUGGUUUUCCCUUUACCUAUCCCGUUUCUGCUGUACAGAAAGCAGAGCUUCCUAUGCAUAUCACUCCUGUAGCUUAG